UAUGUGUGUGUGUGUGUGUGUGUGUGUGUGUGUGUGUGUGAGAGAGAGAGAGAGAGUGUGUGUGUCUGUGUGUAUCGGUAAGUCACAGACAGCCCACACAAAUAUCAAGCCAUGCGUUUUGAAAUUAUGCACCUGUAAGAUUGCUUUAGGAAUAUAUACGAUGUAGUAUGUCUGCACAAUUGAGACUGGGGAAGAGAAUAAGUUUAUCAUACUGUUUGUGAAAUGAUUUGAGGUAUACAUUUUACAUGUUUACUCUACUGAUCAUAACGUUCUACGGUGGUCAUUUCAUGCUUCGGGUUUAUUCAAAGGCUGCUGGCCCCAAGCCAACAUUUGCGUUGUGCCCUUGCUUAUUAAGUCGCAGCUGAUGUCAUGGAGAAUCUGUGGGUUUAUAAAUAAGACUGUCUUGAAUGAACUGAUCGAGUGCUAUGUCAUUGUGGAUGUAAGUGAAUAAUAAGGACUCCACUAAAGCAUUUCUACGGCCAACAAAUAUAUAUAUAUAAUACGUCCAUGCUACAUCAUCAAUGAAAAGGGUGCUUUAGUUAAUUGUAAAAACAUAAAUAUAAUCAAGGUCUUUUGGUGAAAAAAUAUACAUGAUCAUAAAAUCCCUUUUCACAUGCAGAGGAAACUACAUCUCGUGCAAUUCGCACACCAUGUGUUUAUAUAUCACUACAAAAAUAGUAACAAGUGUUCGUAUUUAUAUAUAUGAAGUAAAAUGAAAAGAAAACUGUGACGUUUGAAGACACCGCAAAACAAAGAACGCCCAUAUCGGUCAGCACCACAAAUAGAUAUCUAUCACACGUUUCCAACUCUUUCUCACGUGACAGUGACGUCAUGUUGACGGGACUGAGUUGGCACCAAGUUAAGACCUAUAUUCAAUGAUAUUCUAGGAAUCACUUGCAUUUCAAUUGAAAAAACCCACUCCAGUUCCAGGAAUUUUGAAGAGAUUCCACUUACAUAUUUGUACAUUUGGGAUAUAGUUUAUCACACUGCGGUACAGGAGUCGACAGGUCUAAACCAGUAUUUUCACAGAAAUGGCCACUGAACCGUAUGAACCGCUAAAUGUUCACAUUUAUGAUGACUCCGCGGGAUGCUGCUCCAGCACCAAGUACUAUGUGUUACGGUACGACACGGAAGGCAAGGAUAAUCCAUCAUGGAACAUAGUUCCAUUUAACAGUGAGUACAGGAUCGAGUUCAAAGCCACUGGACAUGGGAAGACCUAUUGUGACAGGUCACAGCCCUUUCCCUAUGCUAUCAUGCAAAUGAUGGAAAUUAACAAAAAGAGUCUCACCAAAGACAACUACGAGGUGAGGAUCGAGAAAGACCCGUCGUUCGACUUACGCAGAUACUUUCCACAACAGCAUUAAAUGGAAGACUUAGAUUGUCGUCGUCGCAGGAGUGAAACCUUUGCUGCCCUAUCAGUUAAAUUCAACGUUAUGUUUGAAUUUUUGAGAAUGAUAUUGUAGAAUGAGGACUUAAGACAUUAAGGAACAUUGUGUUUCAUCUGCGAUCAAUUCUAAUGUCUUUGAAUCAUGUAGUAAAUUGAUACUGCUGUUGUUGCAGGAAUCAUACUUAGUGUUAGAUAAGCUAAAUGAGACCCAUGUGUAGUGUUUCUAAGAUAGUUAAAAAAUAAAAUGUAAUCAAAUGUCCAUUUUUUCCCGAGCUGAGGCAACUCUUGUCCAAAGUCAAAAUGACUUCCAAGAACUUUAUAAUAAUCACAGAAUAUGCCCCCGUCUUGAUGAUUUUUAUGUGGAGAUGUAACGCAUUUUCAAACAGAACGAAGCGUACUGAAAAUAUAAGGCUAGAGUGAGGACAUAGGCAAUCGGAGAAUGAUGCUUCCAAUCACAAAAUCAUCUGUCAAAAACCACUGUUGUGCUUUCUGUGAUAGAUUGAUGUUUGGCACUGAACAGGACAAAACAGAACAAGUUUAUCUAUAAAGACAUGAGCCCCUCGUCAACGGUACUAAAUAUAUUUUACAUUCAGAGCAUAAUGGCAUGACAUUUCAAAUUUCAAUUUCAAUGUAACCUGUGCUUAAUGAAUUCAGCUAGAUACAACUAGAAACUAUUAUUAAAGGGUUGUAACAAUUGAAAAAAAAUUAAAAGGUUUAUUAAAGGUUAUGUAAGUAACAAA
Haliotis rubra (blacklip abalone) is the source of this 2127-nucleotide messenger RNA. RefSeq lists its product as uncharacterized. Lineage: Eukaryota; Metazoa; Mollusca; Gastropoda; Lepetellida; Haliotidae. Bases 1032 to 1364 code for a protein of 110 amino acids. The transcript has 5 exons. The record is from RefSeq and is a predicted model, not a curated record.